GAGCCUGCCAGGAGCAGCCUGCACUGCUGCAUAGAAAGGACCUGGAGACCCUCUUCCUCCAGCAGGGGAGAAGCCAAGACGGGUUAAAAUGAAUGAAGAUCUGAAGGUUAAUUUAAGCUGGCUGCCUCAAGAUCACUUAGAAGCCAGCUCUCCAGAGAAUGUCUCAACUGCAGUCUCCUCCCUGAUUCCUGUCGUAGACCCAGAACCAGAGCUCAUAGUAAACCCCUGGGACAUUGUUUUGUGUACUUCAGGAACCCUUAUCUCCUGUGAAAAUGCCAUUGUGGUCCUUAUCAUUUUCCAAAAUCCUAAUCUUCGUGCCCCCAUGUUCCUUCUGAUAGGCAGCCUGGCACUUGCAGACCUCUUAGCAGGAAUUGGAUUGAUCAUCAAUUUUAUUUUUGCCUAUCUUCUACAAUCAGAAGCUACAAAACUGGUCACUAUUGGACUGAUUGUUGCCUCUUUCUCUGCAUCUGUCUGCAGCUUGCUGGCUAUUACUGUUGAUCGUUACCUCUCAUUGUAUUAUGCUUUGACUUAUAAUUCAGAAAGGACUGUCACUUUUACUUAUAUCAUGCUUAUUUUGCUCUGGGGAGCAUCUAUCUGUAUUGGACUGCUGCCUAUAAUGGGCUGGAACUGCCUCAAAGAUGAAUCCACCUGCAGUGUGAUCAGACCGCUCACUAAAAAUAAUGCAGCUAUCCUUUCAGUCUCUUUCUUGCUCAUGUUUGCUCUCAUGCUGCAGCUCUACAUUCAAAUUUGUAAAAUCGUGAUGCGCCAUGCCCAUCAGAUUGCCUUGCAACACCAUUUCCUGGCCACAUCCCAUUAUGUGACCACCCGAAAAGGAGUGUCUACUUUAGCCAUUAUUUUGGGGACCUUUGCUGCUUGUUGGAUGCCUUUUACGCUCUAUUCUUUAAUAGCAGAUUACACGUAUCCUUCAAUGUAUACCUAUGCCACUCUCCUGCCAGCCACCUACAAUUCCAUCAUCAAUCCAGUAAUAUAUGCUUUUAGAAACCAGGAAAUACAAAAAGCAUUUUGGCUCAUCUGCUGUGGCUGUAUCCGUUCUAGCCUGUCUCAAAGAGCAAGAUCACCUAGUGAUGUUUGAUUAACACCUCUGAGGACUUUAUUUAGCAUUUUGUUUUUCAGAAAUUCCUGCAACGCUCUUUGGUUAGAUACAUUCCUUAGAUUGUACAUAUCUAAUUCAUAUUCAAGCCACAGGAUGCAUUGACCCUUUUGUAAAGAGAAACCCCAUUAACGAAAAUGAACUCAGUGGUUUAAGGAAGAUUUCCAAAGUCAAAAUGAUUAGUGUUCUUUCAAAUUGUAUUGCUGCUCAGGUUCUAUGAAUAGACUAAACCGGUCAUUCACAUUCACUAUGAUUCUAAGUUAACUUUAUUAGUUAAAAAAGGUAGACUGAAGAGUUGUAGCCUUUUUUAAAUAGUUUAUGUGCUUGAGCUCAGUUAUACUGCAUGAUUUUUCUGUUGUCAGAAAUUCUCUCUCUCUUAGCCUUAGUGAAACAGUAAAGAAGACUAUGUCCUUCGUUCUGUUGACAUAAACUAAAAUGUAUAUCAUCAAUUUAAAACAAUGACCCAAUAACUACUGAUUCAUUUGAUAUUUAUUGUAAUACUUUCUGGGCCAUUAAUGUGCUAAAAUGAGGAAGUACUUGUGCAGGUUUACUGUUUUAUAUCUCAGUAUAAAUUGAUCAGUAUUUUAAAAUGUUACCUAUUGUCUCAUGAGUUCUGGAUAGAUGCUAGAAUAGAAUGUACAUUUUGUCUUUACUGCUGCUUUGUUUCUUUUAAAAAAUCAGCUAUACAUUUUUAAAAAUAUAGAACAUCAGGGCCUAUUGUAACAUUGAUUUUUAAGCAGAAUUCCUCAUUUAAAUUGAUGUGGAGUUCUACUCAGAAAUCUAUGGCACAAUAUGGCCUCUAGGAAUUCUGCAUUGUAAUAGGUGCAGCAUUUUAAGUUUCUUUGACAGAUUAAUAUUUUCAGAAGUGUAUGAGGAAAUAUUUAAUAAAAUAACUUGCGUAAAAUAGUAUAUUUUUAGUACCUACAGUAAAUGGUUCCCUAAAGUUUGCUAUUGAUACACAAGUGUUAUUUCAUGUUCUCAUUGUUCUGCUAUGGUUUCAGAUUCUGAAGUCUGAAAAUUCUUUGAGGAUGUCAGGUGCAUAACUGUAUAUAGCAAAAAUGCCUACAGAACAUACUUUCUGCUAUUCUAACAAUUUAAUCUUUGAGUCCAUCACAUAUUAUGAUUCUCAGUACUAUAUGCAUAUCAUUUCUCUUCAUUCUAAGAUAAUACUCCUUGUGUAAAAGGCAAAGCUUCCUUUCAUGAAUGGUUUAAUUUAAGUUGCUUCUGAUCUUUUCCCUGAAGCCACAUUAGAUUAUUAGAACAAAAAUGUUGUUUUCUAAUAACAAGGUUGUAUUGACAGAAGAAAAAGCUUACCGGAAAAAAACCCCUGAUUUUGGAUUUCUUUGUUAAACUUGAGGUAUAAUCUUUUAUCAGUGAAUGGGAAUUUAUAGUAAAACUUCCGUUAGUGCUGAUGGAAGUUACAUGUAUAAAUGCGUAGGCACCAAUAUUGGGGUGUAGUCCCCUGAAUGUCAAAGUAAAUAUACUAUAUUGUUGCUUUAGUAUCUUCCAUUAUAGUUUUUUAAAAAAAUCAAAUUUUGAUGAAAAAUACCUGUACACUAUAGAGAGUAUACACUACUAUACUACUGCCACUCAAUCUUUUCAACUGAUAUCUUUCCUUUCAUUUAAACUUUUGGAACUCUGUAGCUUUUGUGGCAAACUUCUGUGACAUUAAUAAUCCAUAUGCUAUACCCAGAACUAAAUUUCAAAUGUGAGUCACUUCUAUAUUAGCAAUAAUUUAUUUUAGUUUCAAUGCCAGAUUCAAAUUCCAUUAUUUACUUGGUUCAUGAUAUCUGGCUAUUACUUUACAUUAAUCUAAUCAAAUUUAAUAUUGUAUGGUGGCGGCCUUAUCUUGACAGGACUGUGCCCUUGCAACUCCCAUUGGCUUCACUGGGACUUGUAGGUGCUCAACACCCACUGAAAUCUCCCCUCAAACUAUAUAGGAUAUUUGUGUUCUUUAUCUAUCCCUGAAUAUUAAUGAAGUUCUAGUAGUUACCAGUUUUCUAUUGUUUUUAAGA
Chelonoidis abingdonii (Abingdon island giant tortoise) is the source of this 3126-nucleotide messenger RNA. It is a transcript of the gene GPR12, whose product is annotated as G protein-coupled receptor 12. Gene Ontology annotation, molecular function: G protein-coupled receptor activity. Gene Ontology annotation, biological process: G protein-coupled receptor signaling pathway. Gene Ontology annotation, cellular component: membrane. Lineage: Eukaryota; Metazoa; Chordata; Testudines; Testudinidae. The record is from RefSeq and is a predicted model, not a curated record.